This is a messenger RNA of Paramecium octaurelia, 1463 nucleotides long. The record is from the annotation of a GenBank genome assembly. NCBI's taxonomy places the organism in Eukaryota, Ciliophora, Oligohymenophorea, Peniculida, Parameciidae.
AAUGGAUCAAACCAAGAAGAAGAUAAAACCUAAUUAAAUUACUCUGCUCCCCCCUGAUACAAGAGUAUUUGUGACUCUAUUUAACCCUUAUGGAGAAGAAGCCCAAAAAUCCUUGGAACUCUCAGUGAACACAACCAAAGAAGAAUUGCAACAAAUUUUAUAAUCAUUGGUCAAAACUGAGGAAGAUCAAGUUUACUCCUUCUUCCACAAUAACAUUGAAUUAGUCGACACAUUAAACUAGUUAAUCGCUUCAGAUCCUGAAUACAAACUGGAAAAUACCUUUUCUCUCACAUACCAUCCCCAAUCACUCUUUAGAAUUCAGCCUAUCACACGUCAAACAGCCGCUCUAGAAGGCCAUGAACAACCUGUGCUAUGUGUUCAAUUCAGAACACAUGGAGAUGUCUUGGCAACAGGAAGCGGUGACACAACCAUAAGAUUAUGGGAUAUGCUGACAGAAACUCCAAUUGCCACACUCAAAGGUCAUAGGAAUUGGGUAUUAUGCUUAGCAUGGAGUCCUGAUUGCAAAUACAUAGCCUCUGGUAGUCAUGAUGGUUAAGUUUGCAUUUGGGAUGUUGAAACCAAUCAAUUAAAAGGGUAACCUUUAAUAGGACAUACCAAAUGGGUUACUAGUAUAGCCUGGUAACCAAUGCAUCUAGAUGAAGAAUGCACAUUGGUGGCUUCCUCAUCUAAAGAUGGUAGUGUAAGAAUCUGGAGCAGAAUUUCAUUGUCUUGUUUGAUAUCCAUCAAUGCUCAUUAAAAAGCAAUUACAAAGUAUAUUUCUUGUUAAUUCUAGAAUGCUCUGGGGUGGUUAAGGAUAUAUCUAUACUGCAUCAGAAGACACCACAAUCGGUGUAUGGAAUAAAUCAGGAAAAAGAGUCCAAGAACUCAAAGGUCAUGGCCAUUGGGUCAAUUCUAUAGCCUUGCAUACUGAUUACACAUUAAGAUGUGCUUGUUUUAGUGAAGGAAACACUGAAAUUAACAGGAAAUAGGCUAAGGGGCUUUAUGAUAAGAUGUUAAAUGGUAAAAACGAGAGACUUGUCAGUGCGAGUGAUGAUCAAACUUUGAUGCUCUGGGAGUAUACGUCAUCAAAACCAAAGGUUAGAAUGACUGGACAUCAAUAAUAAGUGAAUCACGUAUAAUUCUCACCAGAUGGAAGAUAUAUCGUCUCAGCUAGUUUUGAUAAGAGCUUGAGAAUUUGGGAUGGGUACAAUGGAAAUUGGAUUGCUACUCUGAGAGGUCAUGUAGGCUCAGUUUAUUAAGUUUCAUGGUCUAGUGAUUCUCGAUAUAUGUUGUCAGCUUCCAAGGAUUCUACCUUGAAAUUAUGGUCUUUAUAAAAAAAGAAGUUGGCCUUUGAUUUGCCAGGACAUGCUGAUGAAGUCUAUGCUGUUGAUUGGGCUCCAAUUGGAGGAGAAAAAGCUGGAAGUGGAGGCAAGGAUAGAAGGGUUAAAAUAUGGAGACAUUGA